This is a messenger RNA of Liolophura sinensis, 789 nucleotides long. RefSeq lists its product as uncharacterized. The record is from RefSeq and is a predicted model, not a curated record. Gene Ontology annotation, molecular function: O-methyltransferase activity; S-adenosylmethionine-dependent methyltransferase activity. NCBI's taxonomy places the organism in Eukaryota, Metazoa, Mollusca, Polyplacophora, Chitonida, Chitonidae. Bases 56 to 742 code for a protein of 228 amino acids. The transcript has 5 exons.
AUCAACGGAGCGCAUCAUCAAACUAAUAAUAGACUAUUUAAAGUACCUGGAAGAUAUGGCAUCUCCGGUCUCGUCUCAUGUGGACGCCAUCAUCCAGUUCACGAACUCGACAGACUGGAAUGAGUUCUCCAAAAAUUCCACCUUUCGUAGGCUGGAAAAAAUGAUGUUGACUGGCCAUGAAGAGGCUCAGGUGUUAAGACUGUUGGUCAGCAUGAGUAAAGCUACCCGGGUUCUGGAGAUCGGGAUGUUCACCGGAUGUGCUGCCCUCGCCAUGGCGGAAGCUCUGCCCUGUCAAGGAACAGUGACCACGUGUGAGAUCAAUCCCGCACUAGAAGGCGUCAUCCGGAAAUUCUUCGACAAAAGCCCUCACGGAAACAAGAUAUCCAUAAAAAUAGGCCCAGCUCUUGAUACUAUGCAGACAUUACACGAGGAAGGGAAACAGUUUGACUUUGUUUUUAUUGACGCUGAUAAAUCCAACUAUGGCAACUAUUUUAAGUGUUUACUGGACAAAAACCUGUUAGCAGAGGGGGGUACAAUCUGUGUGGACAACACGCUGUGGAAUGGAAACGCUUACUUGGUACGUGAGGAGAGAGACGAAACCAUGGUGGAUGCUCACGCCAUUCCAGAGUUCAACCAACUGGUGGCUGACGAUGACAGAGUGUACCGGGUUAUCUUGCCGGUACGUGACGGGCUUAUGCUGAUCCGAAGGAAAAUAGACGUAGACGGAGGGGUAAAACCUUAGGACGUAAAAGUAAAAGCUUUGAUAUUAUUUGUUGUUUUCCCGAUUGC